Lasiodiplodia theobromae is the source of this 1086-nucleotide messenger RNA. RefSeq lists its product as uncharacterized. The transcript is spliced from 3 exons. NCBI's taxonomy places the organism in Eukaryota, Fungi, Ascomycota, Dothideomycetes, Botryosphaeriales, Botryosphaeriaceae. The record is from RefSeq and is a predicted model, not a curated record. Bases 1 to 1086 code for a protein of 361 amino acids.
AUGAUAAAGGCACUCAGACAACCACGAAAACAGAUGCCAAGGGUCAAUACAUAUCCGGAUAGAUGGGAAUAUUACGCAACAGAGUAUUCUUGGUCCGGUCAACUAUCCACGACAGCAGCAGAUGGCACCGGCUCCGUCUGCUCUACCGACGCAGACACGGUAGCAACCAUCUCCGUCCCUUCAUUCGAGCCAGAACCUUACUCGAUCGACCCCGACGACCCAAACGGAUACGGCUACUUCUUCUCCGCCUACUACGGCUCCGUGCCCGAAAGCUACAUCGACGCCCUGACUGACGCCGACGCGUUACACAGCUGCACAAUCUCCACCAUGCUCCCGGGCCCGGGCUACCUUACCACGGCCGCGUUCCUCACCGCCUCCGCCACGUCCUUCGAGGACGAUGGCGACGAAGAAACAACCUCGCCAUCCCCCUCCGUGCACGACCGUCCGCUUCCCAGCACCACGGACGCAUCCGCCGAGCCAGUCGUCUCUCCAGCCGCGUCCUCGACGCUGCCGCCUGUCACGACAAGAGAACCGACAAACAAGAACACUGACUCCCCCUCACCUGCAGCGUCCUCACCACCUACCGCGGCACCACCGAACCCCUCCCCAACGCCCGUCACCCUGCCCCUCGGCUCCACCAACGUCGUCGUCCUCUCGCCCGCUCCCGCCGGCAGCGGCGGCGCCGCCGCUGCAUCGUACGGCGUCGUCAUCGUGAACACUCCUCCUCCAAGCAACUCGGGCGAAGGUGAGGAGCCACAUACAACCACGUUGACGACGCUCGGGCUCGGCGGUACUGCAACUCUUCCUGGCGGCAGCGCGGCGAUCGUGCUGACGACGAAUGCGGCCGGGGAGACUGUUGCGGUCGGAGCGGUGGUGGAGGAGGAAGGGGGGACGGCGGCGGACGGUGGUGCUGCGGCGACGACUGGUACUAGCAGUGACGGGUUGGGCGGUCUGAUUGUUAGUGGGCUGGGCGGUACGGUGUCGGCGGCGGCGGGUUCGACGUCGGCGGGGAGGACGACGAGGACGGUGGUGGGGACGUUGGGAGGGGGUGGGGAGGAUAAGAGUGCGGACAUUGGCAGGGGGUAG